AUGCCCGAUCACGGGUCGUACAUCGACCUCACGAAGCUCGAGGUUCAGGAGAAGCACAUCUUGGAGAACCUGUCGUCGCACGACCUUCGCGAGCACGCGAAGAUCGCGGCGAGCGCGGUCGUGAACAAGAAUAAAACGCACAUCAUCUGCACGUUAGGUCCGGUCUCGCGCGACGUGCAAAUCAUCGAGAAGAUGCUCAAGGCGGGGAUGAACAUCGCGCGGUUCAACUUCUCGCACGGGACGCACGAGUACCACCAGGAGACGCUCGAUAACGUCCGCGUCGCGUGUAAAAACUUGGGCACGCGCUGCGGGAUUCUCCUCGACACGAAAGGGCCGGAGAUCCGAACGGGGAUGCUCGACCACGGCGAGCCGGUGAUGCUCGAGAAGGACAGCGAAGUGACGCUCACGACGGACUACGACGUCAAAGGGAACAAGAAUCUGAUCGCGGUGUCGUACGCGUCGCUCGCGAGAGACGUCGCGCCCGGGUCUCAGAUCUUGUGCGCGGACGGCAGCAUCACGUUCACGGUGCUCUCGUGCGACGUCGGGAAGGGGACGGUGCAGGUGAAGUGCGAGAACAGCGCGAAGCUCGGGGAGAGGAAGAACAUGAACCUCCCGGGCGUGAACGUGGACUUGCCGACGAUCACGGAGAAGGACAGGAACGACAUCAUCAACUGGGGCGUGAAGAAUCAGGCGCGUUCUAUCUCACACUGUUUCGUCAGAAAGGGCAGCGACAUCGCGCACAUCCGCGAGGUUUUGGGGCCCGAGGCGUCGAAGACGAUCCGCAUCAUCAGCAAGGUGGAGAACAUGGAGGGUCUCGAUAACUUCAACGACAUCGUCGCGGAAUCCGACGGCGUCAUGGUCGCGCGCGGCGACCUCGGGAUGGAGAUUCGCAUGGAGCAGAUUUUCCUCGCGCAAAAGCGCAUGAUCAAGCGGUGCAACGAAGCGGGCAAAUUCGUCGUCACCGCGACGCAGAUGCUCGAGUCCAUGACCGGCGCGCCGCGUCCGACGCGCGCGGAGGCGACGGACGUCGCCAACGCCGUCCUCGACGGCACCGACUGCGUCAUGCUCUCCGGGGAAACCGCCGCGGGGCAGUACCCCGUCGAGGCCGUCGCCGUCAUGGCGGACAUCUGCGCGGAGGCGGAGGCGUACGUGGACAACUACGCGACGUACAAGAACCUCAUGGACCACCAGCCGAUCCCGAUGCCGUCCGUGGAGGCGACCGCGUCGUCCGCGGUGCGAUCCGCGCACAAGGUGGGCGCGAAGCUCAUCGUGUGCCUCGCCGAGAGCGGCAGGACGGCGACGCUCAUCGCGAAGGCGCGUCCCUACCGCCCCGCCGCGCCGAUCGCGUGCCUCGCGAUCCCGCCGCGACCCGAGCACGCGCACAAAGGGAACGACCCGGAAGGGGUCUGCCGCAGAAUCUUGGCGCACCGAGGCGUCGUGCCGUUCACGACGAACGCGAUCCUCGAGUCGCCGAAGGACUACCUCGAGAUCGCCAUCGCGCAGGCGAAGAGCGCGGGGCUGUGCGACGUCGGCGACCGCAUCGUCGGCGUGCACGACGUCGACGACUGCGCCGUCUUGAAGGUGGUCGUCGUCGACUGA
This is a messenger RNA of Micromonas pusilla CCMP1545, 1599 nucleotides long. RefSeq lists its product as uncharacterized. The transcript has 3 exons. Gene Ontology annotation, molecular function: magnesium ion binding; pyruvate kinase activity; potassium ion binding. The coding region runs from base 1 to 1599 and encodes 532 amino acids. Gene Ontology annotation, biological process: glycolytic process. NCBI's taxonomy places the organism in Eukaryota, Viridiplantae, Chlorophyta, Mamiellophyceae, Mamiellales, Mamiellaceae. The record is from RefSeq and is a predicted model, not a curated record. Gene Ontology annotation, cellular component: cytoplasm.